Messenger RNA from Eimeria tenella, 4758 nucleotides. RefSeq lists its product as uncharacterized. Lineage: Eukaryota; Apicomplexa; Conoidasida; Eucoccidiorida; Eimeriidae. Gene Ontology annotation, molecular function: transcription coregulator activity. The transcript is spliced from 6 exons. Gene Ontology annotation, cellular component: nucleus; SWI/SNF complex. Bases 1 to 4758 code for a protein of 1585 amino acids. Gene Ontology annotation, biological process: regulation of transcription by RNA polymerase II. The record is from RefSeq and is a predicted model, not a curated record.
AUGGGGGGGCGAUCUGCAGCAGCAGCAGCUGCUGCUGCUGCUGCUGCUCAGCUGCCUGCCGACGCUGCAGCAGGAGCUCUGACUGCUGCGUGGCCUCCUGUGUCAGCGGCAGCAGCAGCAGGGUCUGCGGCAGCUGGGCGCGGCUGCUGCUGCCUGCGGUACGGAUUUGCUGCUGCUGCCAACAUGCAGCCUCAAGCGUUUCAUGCUGCUGCUGCUGCUGCUGCUGUUGCUGCUGCUGCUGCUCUUCGUGAACGCCCUAUUUUGCACAGAAGCAAGCAAGGGAGAGCCACAAGCGGGCUUCUGCUGCAGCAGCAGCAGCACCGCCAAUAUCUGCAGCUGAUACAGCAGCAACAGCAGCGUCAUUUAAACUUUGGCCUCUUGAGAAUAUCAAGCAGCAGCAGCAACAACUCUAGCAGCAGCAGCAGCAUCAGCAGAGCCAACCUCUGCAGCAGCAGCAGCAGCAGCAGAGUCAACCCGAGCAGCAGCAGCAGCAGCAGUAGCAACAGCAGCAGAGCCAGCCUGAACAGCAGCAGCAGCAGCAGCCUCAGCGGGGGCAGCAGCAGCAGCAGCGGCAGCAGCAGACCGACUGCAGCAGCACUGGCUUUAAACUCUUUGCUGCUGAACAUACACGAAAUAGCAGAGGCGCCCCCAGGCCGUUUGAGUGCAGCAGCAAAAGCAGCAGCAGCGCAGCAGCAACUUGAUUAUGUACGGAAGGGGAUUAAGCAGAGCAGCAGCUGCGCUGCAGCUGAAGUGCAGAUCAGACCUAUACAACAGCAGCAGCAGCAGCAGCAGCAGCAAGCUUGGCGCAUUCCUGUUGCUGCUGCUGCUUUGCUGCAGGACUUUUGGGCCGCAAUAUGCAGACGCGCCGUUUCACUGGAAAAAAAGCUGCGGCUCUCCGAUGCUGCUUUGCUGCUGUCUGCUGCUGCUGCUACGCAGCGGCAGCUGCAGCAGCUGCAGCAGCCGCAGCAGCAGCAACUCAAGCAGCAGCUGCUAGCGCAGCACAGCCGCUUGGUUCAGACGGCAACAACAGCGCUCUCACGGGGCCUCCUGCGGCAGCAGCAGCAAGCUGCUGCUGCCAAGCAGAAGCAGCAGCAGCAGCAGCAGCAGGCGCAGCAACGUCUGACUGUGCAGCAGGAGCAGCACGAGCAAGAGCAGCAGCAGCAGCAGCAGCAACAUGGGCUAACGGCCAGCCUCCUCACCUCCGCCUUGCAUGCGUUUGCUGCACUGAAGCUGCAGCAGGUGCUGCUGUUGCAGCAGCUUGUUGCUGCUGCAGUCUCUCUGCAGCUGCAGAACUUCAGCGGAUAUGACUUGGCGGCUUUCUGCUCAGCGCUGCUGGCAGCAGCGCAGCAGCAGCUGCUGCAGCAGACGCAGCAGCAGCAGCUGUUUGCCCCUGUCGCCGCGCAGCUGGAGGCCCUGAUACUGCAGCAGCUGCCAGCUUCCAAUGCUGCAGCAGAGCGGAGGAACGCUGCUUUGCUGCAGCAGCUGCAGCGGCAGCUGCAGCAGCAGCAGCAGCAAGCGCAGCAGCAGCAGCAGCAAGCGCAGCAGCAGCCGGCGGGCGUCGCUGCAGCGCAGCACGCCGCACAUCGCCUGCAGCAGCUGCUGCUACAGAAGCCGCAGCAACUAGCUGCUACCUGGCAACAGCAGCCGCAUCGCCAGCAGCUAAAUUUGUGCAUUUUGCUGCGGCUUUGCGUAGAGCUGCAGAUACACCGGAGGCAGCAGCUGCUGCUGCCGCUGCUGCUGCAUGCAGCAGUGCUGCAGCUGGAGGCAGCGCGGCUGCAGCUGUGUCUGGCGGGGCUUGAGCCCCUGCAGCAGGAGCAGCAACCUGCUGCAGAAGGUGCUGCUACUGCUGCCACUGCUGCUGCUCCAGCUGCUGCUGCUGCUACUGCUGCUGCUGAUCGACGUUUCGUCUUUUCACUAAAUCUCUCCAGCUGCCGCGACCUCGCCAGCCUUUGCUCGAGCCUGCAGCUGCUUGACCAGCAGCAGGUAGAAGCCACCAACUCCGGGCUGCUCCAGCAGCAGCAGCAGCAGCAACAGCUGCUGCAGCAAACGGUAGCUGCACCCUCGUUGAUUGUCUCGCUGCUGCUGCACCAAGUUGCCUGGCAGGGCCUUUGCGCGCCAGUCUGUCUUUCAGCUCUUUCUAAAGCUGUCCCAGCAGCAGCAGCAGCAGCAGCAACAACAACAACAACAGCAGCAGCAGCACCGGCAGCACCAGUAGCAGCACCAGCAACAGCCACAGAGGCCGCAACAUCACCGGCAGAAUCGGUCGUAGCGGCUGCCGCGGCUGCUGCAGCAAAACCAGCAGCACCUGUUAGUAAGCAGCAGCCCAUAGAACGUCUGCUGCUCCUUGCUGCUGAUCACGCGGCCCUGCUGCUUAUUCUUAGCAGCAGCAGCAGCAGCAGUAGUAGCAGCAGCAAGGGCAGUGACGGCAGUCACCAUGAAUUGGUUUCAGCUGCUCAUAUCGCCAGCUGCAGCAGCAAAGUACUUAGACACACCGACGGGGAGGGAACUGCAGCAGCAGCAGCCUCAGCAGCAGCAGCAGCAACAGCAGCCGAAGCAGCGCCAACAGCUGUGAGGCUGCUUCCUCUGGCUGCGCUGCUGCAGCUGCAGCUGCAGCAGCACAAGGCAACCUCAUCGGCGGACCAGAUCUCCAUGUGCUGCCGGUUCCUCUCGCAAACUGCAGCAGACGCUGCAGCAACAGCAGCAGCAGAAGCAGCAGCAGCAGCAGAAGCAGAUGCACCAGCAGCGACAGCAGCAACAGCAGCAGCAACGGCAGCAACAGCAACCGGAAAACCUGGGAAAGCAGCACCAGCAGAGGUAGCAAAAUCCGCCGCCACCCCCGCAGCAGCUGCAGCGCUUAUGCCUGGAAAUCGUGAUGCUGCUGCUGCUGCUGCUGCUGCUGCUUCCUUCCUCUGUUUGUCCGUACACUCCGUCACUUCUGCCUUGUGCGGCAAGCUGCAGCAGCUGCAGCUGUCUCACAUUCUUGCCUGCCUUCCAGCAGUUGCAAAGCUACACAAAGCGCUUUUGCUGCCGCAGCAACAGCAACAGCAGCAGCAGCAGCAGCAGCAGGAGAGUCCGCAGCAGCUGGCGGGCAUGCUUGAAGACCCUGAGCUGCGCAUGCACUGCCUGCAGCAGCUGCAGCAGACGGCACAGCAGCUGUGUACAAGGUUUUGCAAGCUUGUGCAGCAGCACCAGCUGCAGCAGGAGCAGGAGCAGCAGCAAUGGGGAGCAGCAGACUGGGCAUGCACACAAAAUGGGAGCAGCAGCACAGGGGGACCCCCAGCGCUUUCUUUGCUGCUGCGCCUUCAAAGCAGCCUUGUGGCUGCUGUUGCUGCGGUGGAGCAGACCAUACCCGCUUCUGCUGCUGCUGCUGCUGCUGUUGCUGCUGCCACCCGUUUGUUGCUGCAGCCUCAGGCGGAGCAGCAGGGCCCGUCUGCUGCUGCUCUCUCCCUGCAGCAAUGCAGUCUCCUGCUGCGGGCCCUUGCCAAACUUCGACUGCGAGACCAAGAAAUCCUUGAAGUUAUUUGCAAUCGGAUAGCGGAGCUUAUACAGCAGCAGCAGCAGCAGCAGCAGAAAGGGGCUCUGGUGCUGUCUGGGCAGCAGCUUGGACAGCUGCUGCUGAGUCUGGCGCAGCUGUCCUUCACUCCUGUGCACCUGCAGCAAUCCAGAGGUGUACAUACACUGCAACAAAAAGCAACAGCAGCUAGGCUGUUCGAUUUGCUGCUGGCGCUGCAGCAGCAGCCGCAGCAGCAGCAGCUGCUGCUGCACAGCAUGGGGCUCCAAAGCGCAGCAAACUGCCUGCAUGCACUUUCCUUGUGUGACUUCUCUUUCAAGCUUCCUCGAGGCCCCUCUGGGGGCCCCUCUGGGGGCCCCCCUGGGGGCCCCGCCUUGCAGGAUGCCACGGGGCAGGUGGAAGGCAAAACAGCUGUUGCUGCAUUUCUGGAUUUGCUGCUGAGUGUUGUUCGAAUGCACCUGCAGCCGCUGCUGCUGCAGCAGCAGCGGCAGCGGCAGCAGCAGCAGCUGCAGCAGCAGCAGCUUCAGCAGCAAGCGGCUGAGGAUGAAGGAGGUGGGUGGAUCGGACUGGCCGAGACUUUGAAGCAGCUGCCAGCAGCGCAGCAGCAGCUAACAGCAGCAGCAGCAGCAAUAGCAGCAGCACGCCACGCCCCUCUCUGUGCCUCUCUUCAGCCCCACAACAAGGCCUUUCUAAGGGCGCUGCAGCAGCAAGUCUGCUGCAUUCUGCCAGACACUCAACUAAGCAGCAGCAGCAGCAGCAGCAGCAGCAAAAGUCACUCGUGGAUGGCAGGAAGCCACAGCGAAACUCUUCCGGAGGCCGGAGUGUCUGUACACCUGGCGAGCUCAGCGCUGCACAGAAGCGUAUUUGCUGCUGCCUCAAGGGCCCUCUCUCCUGCACAACUUCGCGUCGAAACGCCACUCACCUUUGGUGGCUACUCCUUAGACCUGCUCGCGGAGCUGCCUGGAGGAACUCUUGUGGCGAUCGAGGCCGACGGCAGCUCUCACUUCUUAGCGGACUGCAGCACGCCGCAGCCCCAGACCCUGCGGCAGCAGCAGCAGCAGCAGCAGCAGCAGCAGCAGCGGGAACCUGAGCUGUGGGCCACAGACAGCUGCGGCUUUGUUUACAACAGCAGCAGCUUGCUGAAGCGCCGCCUUUUAAAGGAAAGACAAAUUGCGGUGGUUUCCGUUUCUGCAGCAGAAUGGAAAGCAGCAGUAAGGCAGCAGCAGCAGCAGCAGCAGCAGCAGUGA